AUGUCGUUCGGAAAAUCUCGCACCGUAACACUUUGCUCGCUUGCAAAUUUCAUAAAUGCUGCAGAUCGAGCGAUUAUGCCAAUUGCAAUUAUUCCUAUGGCAAAAGAAUUAAAUUGGAAUUUACCUUUGCAAGGUUAUAUUUUAUCAUCGUUUCCAAUCGGUUAUUUAACUAGCCAAUUAUUUGCUCAUAUAUUUGUACGACGUUUUGGCACAAAGGCCGUUCUUGCUUUAGCAGUUUUCACAUGGUCAUUAGUAACAUUUGCGACACCGUUUUUGGCACCGUUACCUUUUUUACUUAUUUUUUCAAGAAUUGCUCUAGGAUUUGGUGAAGGUUUAGCUUUACCAACGAUAUUUCAUGUCUUCAGUAACUAUGUACCGAUGGAAGAACGAUCUAGGUCGUUUAGUUAUCUUAUAGCAUUAGGCUCAGUGGGACAAACUUUUGCAGCAUUGAUAUGUCCUCAUAUAGCAUGGCGUACUGUUUUCUUUUUCUUUGGUUUUAUUGGUUUUUUGUGGACAUUUUUAUGGAUUGUAAGUUAUCGCGAUUUGAAUCUUAAUAUUGGAAAUGUUGGCGCUGAUGAAGCCUUUCUUCAUCCAUCAUCAAAAUUAGGAAAUAAAAGUUAUAGAUGGAUUGAAUUUAUCUCACAUUGGCCACUAUGGGCAAUUUAUAUUGCACAUUUUUCAAUGAAUUGGUCAUCUUAUAUUGUUAUGGUAUGGUUACCAUCGUAUUUAACCAAAACAUUCGAUGCAGAUCCGACGAAUUUAUCGUUUACAGCAUUUCCAUAUGUCAUGAAUUGUUUAUUAGGUGUCGCUGCCGGCCACUUCGCUGAUUCACUUAUUCAAAAUCGAUGGACAGUUUUAUCUGUUCGUCGAUUAAUGACUGCUAUUGGCUUACUUGGACCUGCUCUAUUCAUGUUGCUAUUUAUUUCAGUUGAUAAUCUUCUACUUGCUGUUGUUUUUAUAUCAAUAAGCAUGGGUUUAAGUGCAUGCAAUUCCGCUGGUCAUCUAUCAAAUCAUGCCGAUAUUGCACCUAAUCAUGCUGGUAUAACAUUCGCUAUAUCGAAUACUCUUGCAACAAUACCUGGAAUAUUAGCCGGUCCUGUUACCGCUGAAUUAGUUGUUGCCAGUCAUGGUCGCUGGUUUCCAGUAUUUAUUUUAGCAAGUGGUGUCAAUUUUGUUGGUGCCAUUAUUUAUCAAAGUCAAAGCGCUUCAACACAAAUUUUGUGA
Molecule: messenger RNA, 1224 nt
Organism: Rotaria socialis
Lineage: Eukaryota; Metazoa; Rotifera; Eurotatoria; Philodinida; Philodinidae
Source: the annotation of a GenBank genome assembly